This is a messenger RNA of Aspergillus wentii DTO 134E9, 3975 nucleotides long. It is a transcript of the gene pan2n2, whose product is annotated as poly(A)-specific ribonuclease. Gene Ontology annotation, molecular function: poly(A)-specific ribonuclease activity; protein binding; nucleic acid binding. Gene Ontology annotation, cellular component: PAN complex; P-body. The coding region runs from base 290 to 3766 and encodes 1158 amino acids. The record is from RefSeq and is a predicted model, not a curated record. The transcript is spliced from 4 exons. Lineage: Eukaryota; Fungi; Ascomycota; Eurotiomycetes; Eurotiales; Aspergillaceae. Gene Ontology annotation, biological process: mRNA processing; nuclear-transcribed mRNA poly(A) tail shortening.
UCGCAUUCUUGCCGCAUUCUGUUAGUUUAUGCCGGACCACAGAUAGAUAUAGUCACUACCAACAGUUGGAUCGGAUCCCCCAUUUCUCAAACCUCGUACUCGGCCGCUGAAAGCUGGUCCCUCUCACAGCUUCCCCGCAAUCGCGUCCUCGCCGAACGAUGCCCGAUUUCACUUUGUUAUCGUAUGGUCAACGCCGUCUCACUCGUUAGAAAUACGCACGAUUCUGUAUACAUAACAGUUCUAAAACCCUGGGAACCCGUGGGCCCUGCCCAGGUGGGCUACCGAGGCCAUGGAGGCCGAUUGGGAUGAGUUGUUGCGCAUCCCGGUGCCUGCGCCCAACUCACACUCCCUGCCAACAAUCGGGACGACCGUUGCAUUCGAUGAUGUGAUGGAACUGCUAUGGGUAGGAAACGAAUUUGGCCGGAUUACGUCUUUCUACGGACCCGAAUUGCAACGGUAUACCUCUGUCCGGGCACAUCCUGCUUCUGAGGGGGCUGUACGACAGAUUAUAUUUCAUGAACGAGGGGUGAUCUCGUUGUCUUCGAAGAGCGUGCAUAUGAUAACUCGACGGGGUUUGACGCAAUGGCACAUCGCGCAUGAGGAAAUGACGGAUCUCCGCUGCAUGAGUUUCACCGCACAACUUAAUCGGAUUAUUGUUGCGGGAUGCCAGAGGGCGAUGUUCACGAUUGAUAUUGACAAGGGGACAAUAGUCGAUAAGCUGCCGACGGAGUUCAACUAUACUUUAAUGAAGAAGAGCCGGUACCUGUGUGGUGCGACGGACACUGGGUCGGUUAAUGCGCUGAGCUUGUUGGAUUUCCGCGUCGUCAAAAGUUUCAAGGCACACGGAACGGCGAUUAAUGAUAUGGAUGCCCAGAAUGAUCUUUUGGUUACCUGUGGAUUCUCGGCCAGGCACUUGGGAUCUCCAAUUGUGGACCCGUUGGCCAAUGUGUACGAUCUGAAGACACUCUCGCCGUUACCUCCUAUACCUUUCCAUGCUGGUGCCGCAUAUGUGCGCAUGCACCCUAAGCUGCAUACGACUAGUUUUGUGGCGUCCCAGACCGGGCAACUUCAAGUGGUGGACCUGAUGAACCCGAAUGCGAUCAAUCUUCGCCAGGCCAAUGUUUCUUUCAUGCUUGGGAUUGACAUCUCGCCAUCGGGAGAAGCCUUGGCAAUUAACGAUGCUGAGUGCUCUAUCCAUCUCUGGGGAUCACCUGCAAAAGUCCAUUUCAACGAAAUGAGCAAAGAGACCGAGUUUGCAGAUGUCACACCGCGAGCCCCUCCCCUGGAUUGGUCCCUCGACACACCGUUGAAUAUGAUCGGUAUGCCGUAUUACCAUGAUCGCCUUUUAUCCGCAUGGCCAAGUCACCUCGUCUUUGAGAUUGGCAGUCCACCAGCCCCCAUUGACCCAGCCCUUAUUCCUUAUCUUCGUGUCGCUGAGAUGGGACACUAUGCACCGAAUCCGAAGAAAACUAAACGAUACCAAAUUGAAAAUACCCGGGCACUAUCCACAGCAGAACCGGCUCUUAUCGCACCCAAGUUUUUGAGUGAGAAGGCGCGGGAUCAGAGCAAGGCAAUAUCUGACGGCUCUGUUGGUGAUACGGCUGACGCACUUGCUGGGACAAAGCUCAAUGGAGAAGCUGAAGAUGACCCUCUUCUCAAAUACAGCAAUGUCGAAAUCAAGUAUAGCAGAUUUGGUGUGGAUGAUUUCGACUUUAGAUUCUAUAACCAGACAGCAUUCUCUGGCCUAGAGACGCAUAUUGCAAACUCCUUCACCAACUCUCUUCUUCAACUACUCAAAUUUAUCCCAUUCGUGCGAAACUUGGCACUCCAGCAUGCUGCAGGUCCUUGUAUCUUCGAGAAUUGCCUUCUCUGUGAACUGGGUUAUCUUUUCGAUAUGCUCGACAAGGCCAAUGGCCAAAAUUGCCAGGCUACAAACUUGUUGAAAACUUUCAGCAGCUUCCGUGAAGCUUCAAAUCUGGGCCUUUUUGAAGAGAAUCUGACUACUAAAUCACUGUCUAGCGCCAUUCAAGCCGUCAACAGGUUUUUCAUGGGCCAGAUUGCCCACGAUUUCCGCGUGAUCUUGCCAGGCUCGGACGAUCUCGAACAGCGAUUAGCAACCAUUGCUUCUGAGUCUAUUCGGUGCAUAUUCUGCCAGAAUGAGAUUGUCAGACCUGGGAAUUCGCUUGUCAAUGAACUAAUCUACCCCGCCAUUGACAUAAAACAAGCCCGAAGAAACCCAGCUUUCCGAUUCUCGAGUAUUCUGAGAGCAAGUAUUGAGCGAGAGACCCAAAACAGAGGCUGGUGUAAUUACUGCCGCCGCUACCAGCAAGUGGCAAUCAGGAAGACGAUACACCGUAUGCCUCUCGUCUUGAUGCUUAAUGCGGCGCUGAGCAACCCACUUUGCCGAAGACUUUGGACGAUACCUGGCUGGCUUCCUGAACAAGUUGGAGUUCUUGUCGAUGGUGCUCAAGUUCUGUGUUUUGAAGGAGAGGAGCUUAAUCUACGGAUUCAAAGUAACACGCCAGGCCUCAUUGUUUAUGAAUUGGUUGGUCUGGUUUCGGAAAUCGACAUCCCUGAGCACCAGAAGCCGCAUCUGGUGUCGUUUAUCAAUGUCUCUAUCUCUGCUCGUGAGCCGGAAGCUAGAAAUAGAUGGCAUCUUUUCAAUGACUUCUUAGUCACAGAGGUGGACAAAGAUGAAGCACUGAGAUUUAGUCAGCCGUGGAAGAUACCAUGCGUGUUGGCGUAUCAAGCGAAGGAAGGCCGCCAUGGCGUUGACGACUCAUGGAAGGAUCUCCUUGAUACCACGCUCUUGUUCCGCGAGUGGUCUCUAAAUGGUGCUCGUCCCAUCGAUUCAUGUCAUACCCUCACCGAAAAGGAAAAGCCAACCUGUGAUACCCCCGUUGCUCUCGACACGGAAUUUGUUGACCUCGAAAAGGCUGAGAUCGAUGUGAAAGCCGAUGGCUCGCAGGAGAUUGUUAGGCCCAAUAAGAGUGGUCUUGCUCGAGUCUCUGUUCUUCGAGGCUCCGGAGAGGAAGAAGGGAAACCUUUCAUCGAUGAUUACAUUACCAUUAAAGAGCCAAUUGUGGACUAUGUCACGCAAUACUCUGGUAUCAAGCCUGGUGACUUGGACGCGAGAACCAGUCCGCAUAAUCUAGUCCCACUCAAAGUUGCGUACAAGAAGCUUUGGCUUCUUCUCAAUUUGGGGUGCAUUUUCGUCGGACAUGGCCUGGCCUCUGACUUUCGCAAGAUUAACAUCCAGGUUCCCAAGAGCCAAACCGUGGAUACUCAGUAUCUCUUUUUCUAUCCCGGCAAGAGUCGGCGUUUGAGUCUUCGAUAUCUUGCCUGGGCUGUAUUCAAGGAAUACAUCCAGGAAGAACCAGUCGACAACACACAAGGUCACGACUCCAUUGAAGAUGCGCGUAUGGCCCUGCGUCUUUGGAAAAAGUUCCAGGAGUACGAAGACGCUGGUAUUGUUGGUCAAAUGCUGGAAGAGAUUUUCCGUGAAGGAUCCAAACUAGGAUUCAGACCUCCUGCUCGGAACGGUACUGCAACGGUUCUUUCUCGGCCUGGAACCGCAGUGACGAUGCAGAACUCCCCAAGCGGUCGUAAUACCCCCAGCGCCCCUGAGCCAAGCGGAAAUGGCCCUGCCAGUGCACCUACGACGCCUAGACAGGGCUUCAGACGCUCGAUUGCGCUGACUCCAAGCAAUGGCAGUUUCGCCGGGCCGGGAACGGGGGAUUUCUUCAGUGGUAGUCCGCUCAGGUAGUUUAUAAGUGAUUUUUUUCGUUAUGUGCAUUGGGAAUGAUUGAACUUUUGAUGACUUUCAUGAUAGUACGUACAUGGCAUGGUAUGCGAUGGAAGUCGCUUUUGAUGAUAUAUUGUACCUACCAGUCCUUCUUGAGCUGUCUGUAGCAGAUUUGGGUUCGCUGCAGUUUACUCGAGUUAUCUUGAUAGAAAUAUGACUUCUCUACCUUC